GUCGUCUGCAUGUGGUUGAGUGUCAUACUACCGCUAAACUGUCGGAUUAAAAUCGAAAUGGAAAAGUUAACCAGAUGAUGUGAAAUAGUAACUUAAUCAUAAAUAUUUUAAAGAAACAGGAAUGACGACAUUCGACCCCUUUACGUUCUGUCGUCAAGUGAUCAGCACGUGUCUGUUGCUGCACGCGCUCUUGGUGGCGCAUGCGAACGGACACGGACGUCUGCUGGACCCGCCCUCCCGCUCGAGUAUGUGGCGCUACGGGUUCAACAACCCACCCAACUACGACGACAAUCAAAUGUACUGCGGCGGAGUGCAGGUCCAGUACGAACAGAAUGGCGGCAGGUGCGGUAUAUGCGGUGACCCCUGGAACGGUCAACGCCCGCACGAGGCUCCAAAAGGGACGUACGCGAACGGGAUUGUGGUCCGGAAGUACAAACCGGGCGACACAAUCACUGUGGUAAUCGAACUCACGGCUAAUCAUAAAGGCUGGAUGGAGUUCAGGGUAUGUCCAAAUGACUAUACCAAAGAGCCUGUGACACAGGAGUGCUUGGAUCGCUUUGUUUUAACGUUGGCUAAAUCGGGACAAAAACGUUAUAUAGUGCCGGAUAAGAACGGAUAUCAGAAAAUAAGGCUAAAACUAGUCUUGCCGUCCGAUAUUCGAUGCAAAGCGUGUGUUUUCCAAUGGAAAUAUAACGCUGGAAACAGUUGGGGUACGGAUCCAAUAACCGGAAGAGGAUGUGUGGGAUGUGGCAACCAGGAACAGUUCUAUGGCUGCGCAGACAUCGCAAUCGGAUAUGACGUAGACAUUCCACCCCACAAACCACUUCCGGCGGAUGAACCAGAGGAAGAUUCAGACGGCGACAAAGCACCUGAACAUCCGGAAUGGCAUUUGACCGCAAAACCGGAUAUGAAACCAGAUCUGAAACCUGAAUGGCCAGGUGAUAAUGACAAACAAAUACAGACGGUACACAGAGGUACGGGCUCGUUUAGUUUUAUGCCAGUUAUGAAUGGCAAUGGCAUGAAUCCGUGCAUGUGUGUUUGUAAACGGGGCCCAUUGACCAUGAGAGGGGCAGGCAAUGACCUUGAAGCCAAGUUCUUCGAUGGCAUGGACGGUAUAGACAACCAAGUGUGUAUGUGCAUGUGCCAAAAUAACGGUGUGCCGCAUCUCGAAAAAUCCAUCAACUUGCUACUAUGUGCUUUCAUGUGUGUUAUUUUUGUACUGAAAUGUGUUGCAAACUUCUAGACGCAUUGCUCAUUGUUACGAGCAUGUGAAUUGUAUAAUAAAGUUAAUUUUACGAUCGUUUAUAAUAUAUUGUGUAUUUCAUUAUGUGUAUG
This is a messenger RNA of Dreissena polymorpha, 1335 nucleotides long. RefSeq lists its product as uncharacterized. The record is from RefSeq and is a predicted model, not a curated record. Bases 122 to 1243 code for a protein of 373 amino acids. NCBI's taxonomy places the organism in Eukaryota, Metazoa, Mollusca, Bivalvia, Myida, Dreissenidae. The transcript is spliced from 3 exons.